Molecule: messenger RNA, 981 nt
Organism: Parastagonospora nodorum SN15
Lineage: Eukaryota; Fungi; Ascomycota; Dothideomycetes; Pleosporales; Phaeosphaeriaceae
Exons: 2
Coding region: 1-981 (326 amino acids)
Source: RefSeq, a predicted model, not a curated record
AUGUCUGAACACGCCACGCACAUCGAACUGAAAUUGGACCUCCCAGCGACUAGAUCUGCGCCAUGGCAAGGAGGAUUGGACCGGGAAAACCAGUCCUUUGGAGCGAAGAAAGCUGCAGAAUCGUCUGAAUCAGAGAGCCCGCCGUCAGUGUUGCAGGGAAUGUGCAUGCAAAGGAUUUGCGGGAUGCGUGCGAAUGAGACCGUCAAUCAAAACAACAGCUCAAUUUCAAAGAUUUCUAAGAAAUCACCGGCUACACGAUCGGGGCCCGAUGAGUCGAAUUCGGGCACAUUGAGUUCGAGUACUUCGCAUGGCGCAAUCUCACCCGCGAAGCCGGGAUGCAUGGCAGCUACUCAACAGGUGCAAGAGAUAAUGCAACACUUUGCACAACACGCAUACAUGAGUUAUAUGCAAGGUACACCCUCAAUAGCGCACUUAGCUCUUCUCGUCAAAUACAAUGUGUCCAGCGCUCUCCAGCGCAACGCCGAUAUACUCGGCGUCAAAGCCGAGUAUUUCGAAUGGGACGGCAUAUCACCAUUUUCCAGCCAAAACUUCAAACUCGCCUUCGUCGAGAUGCAAAAUUGGCCAACCAACUUGCUUCCAACAAAGCUGCAAUGCUCGAUCGAGCAUCAUCCAUGGGUAGAUGUCUUCCCGUGGCCGAAGUUGCGCGACAACAUGUUGCAAGCUUUCCAACAUCCUGAUAUUUGCGACGAAGACGAGAUGUGUCGGGAGAUUGUAGAGUAUGAGGAUGUAAACAGUAAGCCUCUCCUCAUCGUUUGGGGCGAUGCAUCCGACCCUCGGAAUUGGGAAGUUACGCCGGAGUUCCUGACGAAAUGGGGAUGGCUGCUCAGCGGAUGCGAAGACUUCUUGGAAGCGACAAACCAUUGGCGUGGGAAGCGAAACGAACCAUUAUUAUCUUGUCAAGAGGUUCGAGAAGCAUUACAAGCGAGCAUACCCGCACGUUUGCAGGAUGCGGAGUUAUGA